Messenger RNA from Galleria mellonella (greater wax moth), 1000 nucleotides. RefSeq names its product ribosome-recycling factor, mitochondrial (gene mRRF1). The transcript has a single exon. The record is from RefSeq and is a predicted model, not a curated record. Gene Ontology annotation, cellular component: mitochondrion. Gene Ontology annotation, molecular function: ribosomal large subunit binding. Lineage: Eukaryota; Metazoa; Arthropoda; Insecta; Lepidoptera; Pyralidae. The coding region runs from base 135 to 893 and encodes 252 amino acids. Gene Ontology annotation, biological process: translation.
GCAGCACUAAACUGACAAAUGACAGAAACCAAAUUGAGUUUGCCUUUAAGGUUAUUUUUAUAUUGUAUUAUUAAUUUUGAAAAUAGUACUUCUCUUAUUUACUUUUAUGCAGUUUAAAAUAUAUCAUACAUAACAUGGCUACAAGAAUAUUAGGACGCGUAAUAGUUUCAACAAUAAUAAAUUCAUUUAAACCCAUUGUUCUUAAUACAAUUGAAAAUAACUACAGAAUCGUUUGUGUUGAUAAUUUCAAAUACACUACAGUUAGGAACUAUGCUAAAACCAAAAAUAAAGGAAAAGAAAAGAAACCCAAAGGUAAAGUGGAAAUUAAUACUCAGAUGAUGUCUGAGCUAGUUCCAGUAGAGAAGCUACAAGAAAGGUGUAAUGCAGCUAUCGAAAAGAUGAAAGAUGAUUUCGCUAAGAACUUAUCAUUGCGCUCAACAACGGGAUCUAUAGAAUCACUUCCUGUGAAAUUUGAAGGAAAAGAUUAUGAAUUACAAGAACUUGCUCAAAUAGUACGAAAAAAUCCUAAAACAAUCGUUAUUAAUUUUGCUUCAUUCCCACAAGCUAUACCUGAUGCUCUUAAGGCUAUUAAUGCUUCAGGUCUUAAUUUAAAUCCACAGCAGGAUGGUACAACUCUUUAUGUUCCUGUGCCAAAAGUCACUAAGGAGCAUAGAGAAGCUCUAGCCAAAAAUGCGAAAGCUUUGUACAUUAGAUGUCGGGAUGCUGUAAAGGAUGUACAAAAUGAUUACAUUAAGAAAGUUAAAAAACAAACGGGUGUGUCAGAGGACCUUAUUUUUAAUGUAACCAAACAAAUCACUGCAAUGUGUGAUGAAUUCCAGACCUCUGCAAAAAAUAUUUAUGAAUUAAAGCAUAAUGAACUUGUUGGAAAGUAAUAAUAGUUAUUAUGUGUGCCAUCCUUAACAUUGUUUUUAUAUUUUAGGAAUAUUAUUGUAACAUGGCAUUAAUUAUAAUAAAUGAAUAUGAAUAUUAUAAAAAUGAA